AUGGUUCCCCAGCCAGCAGUCCCGGAGAUCUUCGAAGAUGAGAUACAAUCCGUCGUUGACGCCCGCACAGAAACGCUCCAGUCGCUGCGUGAACUAGGCCCCCCAGAUCUCGUCCAUCUGGUCAAGCAACCCAAAGGCACCACGAACAAGGUUGGCGUAUACCACCACGUAACCGGAGUCGACGCGUCCUCUUCCGCCAGCUUGGCCGCCUACAUCAACACUCUUACAUACAACCCCAAUGACAAGACGAACAAGGUCGUUUCGGGGCUAUACUGCUGCUACAAUGCCUUCUCGAGGCUGGAUAUGCGCGUCCAAGUAGCCAUUCCUGGCACGGUCGAGAGUUACUGCAUCGACGAGCGCGGCGAGAAGCGUGUUGCUUCGGACGAGUUGUGGCUCGAGACGUAUCUCUGCAGCGUCUUGCGCGCCUACUCGUACGCAGACGAUGGCUCGGGCGAUACUAUCAAGAGGAUCGUCGGCGUUCGGAGAUUCAACCCGAUUACAACCACCGAGUCUGAGCACAAAUUUCUGGACGCUGCGGAGCGCCUGUUUUUCAAUGGCUGGCAACUUGGCUCCGAUCCAGAAAUUCAGGUCCCGAACUUGGUAUCCAACCAUCUGACUACGGGCCUUUUGAACUACAUCCACACCACUGGUCGCUACGCAUCUGGAAUCAACCUCUUCGAAAAACUGCGCACACGGGACCCGGAAAUCGCGUCGCUGCUCUCCCACGUGUACAUCUCGGCAGAUGAAGAAGUCAAGGCAGUAAGACUGCUCCACGAUGCGAUCCAAGAGCUUCCCAUGGACUAUUCUCUGCUGGAUUGUCAGGCUGAAUUCCUGAACCGAAAGGGUCACCCCGAACUGGCGCUUGAAAUUGCCAAGAGAAGCGUCAUUUCUGCCCCCAGCGAAUUUGGCACGUGGGCGAGAUUAGCGGAGAUAUACGUCAGCCUCGAGCAAUGGGACAUGGCACUCUUGACGCUCAAUUCUUGCCCCAUGUUCACCUAUCAAGACAAGGACGCACCACGCAUGCCGGAGCCGCUUCGUGUCUCUCUGCCUGUGAUGUCUGAGAGUGUCUGCGACGAGAUUGAUGACAGCGCAGGUGUCCCUGACGUCGACAUGGUGCAUCCCACGCUGCGCAAGCUGCACGCUGCCGGAUUCAAGGGCACCUUUCUGAAGGCGUACAUGCUUCUCACCAAAAUCACCAAAAAGAUAGGGUGGGACCAGCUGCUGAGGAUACGUAGCCAGGUCUUCGUCAUGGAGGAGGAGUACAGGCAUGAGAAGCAGACGGUAUCACAGCAACCGGCUAGCCGUAAUGCCAGCACGAGCGCUAUUCGGUCGCCGAGUCCGCACCAGAAUGGCCACGGAGAAGUUGAGUUGACCGGCGAGAACGGCGAGUCGUCCAAGCCGGAUGGAGAAGCCAACAGCGAAACCGAUGGAGCGGGCGAUUCUGUGGAGAGGCCCGCAACUACCGUUGCUUCAGAGGAAGUCAAAGCUGGAAGUGAUGAGCCGGAUCCCUCGCACACGGCGUACACGCAAUUCCAGAACAAGCGUCUCUGCGAGCGCUGGCUUGACAACCUGUUCAUGGUUCUCUACGAGGAUCUGCGUGUCUACACGAUCUGGCGGACGGAGAUGGCCCAGUACCGCCAACAACAACUGGUUUACAAGAAAACAGCCGAAGAGUGGGAAAUUCUUGGAGAACUCGCAGAGCGCCUGCACCAUUUUGAUGAGGGCAUCGAGGCGUACCAAGCCUGUCUGAGCAUUCGCUUCUCACCCAAGGCGAUGCGCGGCUGUCUCAAGAUGUAUGAGCAGGUGGCAGACGUGAGGGCUAUGCUCGGAGCACUCAUCCGUCUUGUCUGUUGGCAAUACAGGUGGUACUCUGAGUUUUCUCCCCCGCUACUCUUCACAAUUCGGAGACUCAUCGAGGAAGAGGGCACUCUCAAAGUGCGCAGCAUAAUCCAGGGUACGAGCCUUCCUCAACAUGUUCUAGAACUCACACAUCAAUACACGGCCCUGGUGGCUUCCUUCCGCAACCCUGGAUCGGAGUAA
Molecule: messenger RNA, 2040 nt
Organism: Lasiodiplodia theobromae
Lineage: Eukaryota; Fungi; Ascomycota; Dothideomycetes; Botryosphaeriales; Botryosphaeriaceae
Product: Clathrin-coated vesiclec protein
Exons: 5
Coding region: 1-2040 (679 amino acids)
Biological process (GO): Golgi to plasma membrane transport
Cellular component (GO): exomer complex
Molecular function (GO): protein binding
Source: RefSeq, a predicted model, not a curated record